Messenger RNA from Fukomys damarensis (Damara mole-rat), 2075 nucleotides. It is a transcript of the gene Tmem87a, whose product is annotated as transmembrane protein 87A. Gene Ontology annotation, biological process: retrograde transport, endosome to Golgi. Lineage: Eukaryota; Metazoa; Chordata; Mammalia; Rodentia; Bathyergidae. The transcript has 20 exons. Gene Ontology annotation, cellular component: Golgi cisterna membrane; Golgi apparatus. The coding region runs from base 122 to 1786 and encodes 554 amino acids. The record is from RefSeq and is a predicted model, not a curated record.
ACAAACCAGCCCAGCGCUAUCUGAGGACCCGGAUGAUCCGCCCUCGGCGCAAGGCCGGAAGCGGGCGGGAUGAACCGGAAGGAGGUGCAAUGCUUUUCGUGAGCGCUCCAAGGCUCUGAAGAUGGCGGUUGCUGCGUGGCUUCAGCUGUUGCCUGUCAUUCUUCUCGGGAGACAGCAGUUCCCACUGUCGCUUUUCGCUGCAGGACCGGCAUCCGUGUCUGCUGCCGAUAGAUCCAAGUGGCACAUUCCGAUACCGUCUGGAAAAAAUUAUUUUAGUUUUGGAAAGAUCCUCUUCAGAAAUACCACUAUCUUCUUGAAAUUUGAUGGAGAACCUUGUGAUCAGUCUUUAAAUAUAACCUGGUUUCUGAAAAGUGCUGACUGUUACAAUGAAAUCUACAACUUUAAGGCAGAAGAAGUAGAGACAUAUUUGGAAAAACGUAAGGAAAAAAGAGACUUGUCUGGAAAAUACCAAACAUCAUCAAAAUUGUUCCAAAACUGCAGUGAACUCUUUAAAACACAGAGCUUUUCUGGGGAGUCUAUGCACCGGCUGCCUCUCUUAGGAGAAAAACAGGAGGUUAAGGAGAAUGGAACAAAUCUUACCUUUACUGGAGAAAGAACUGCACUGCAUGAACCGCUGCAAACUUGGCAGGAUGCACCAUACAUUUUUAUUGUGCACGUUGGUAUUUCUUCCUCAAAGGAAUCAUCAAAAGAAAGUUCACUACGUAAUCUUUUCACCAUGACAGUUGAAGUGAAGGGUCCCUAUGGAUAUCUCACACUGGAAGACUAUCCUCUGAUGAUUUUCUUCAUGGUGAUGUGUAUCGUAUAUGUCCUGUUCGGUGUUUUGUGGCUGGCAUGGUCUGCCUGCUACUGGAGAGAUCUCCUGAGAAUUCAGUUUUGGAUUGGUGUUGUCAUCUUCUUGGGAAUGUUUGAGAAAGCUGUCUUCUAUGCAGAAUUUCAGAAUAUUCGUUAUGAAGGAGAAUGUGUUCAAGGGGCCUUGAUCCUUGCAGAGCUGCUUUCGGCAGUCAAACGCUCUCUGGCUCGAACCCUGGUCAUCAUAGUCAGUCUGGGAUAUGGCAUAGUCAAGCCUCGCCUUGGAGUCACUCUUCACAAGGUAGUGGUGGCAGGAGCUCUCUAUCUUUUGUUCUCUGGCAUGGAAGGAGUCCUCAGAGUUACUGGGUAUUUUUCUUACUCUUUGGCUUCGAUUCUAAGCCUGGCCCUCUCAGCAACUGAUGCCUGUAUUAUUUUAUGGAUAUUUAUUAGCCUGACUCAAACAAUGAAGCUAUUAAAACUUCGGAGGAAUGUGGUAAAACUCUCGUUGUACCGACAUUUUACCAACACACUCAUCUUGGCAGUGGCUGCAUCUAUUGUGUUUAUCAUCUGGACCACCAUGAAGUUCAGGAUAGUGACUUGUCAGUCGGACUGGCGGGAGCUAUGGGUGGAUGAUGCCAUCUGGCGAUUGCUGUUCUCCAUGAUCCUGUUUGUCAUCAUGAUUCUCUGGCGACCAUCAGCAAAUAACCAAAGGUUUGCCUUUUCACCAUUGUCUGAGGAAGAUGAAGAAGAUGAACAAAAGGAACCUAUGUUGAAAGAAAGCUUUGAAGGAAUGAAAAUGAGAAGUACUAAACAAGAACCAAACGGAAACAGUAAAGUAAAUAAAACACAGGAAGAUGAUUUGAAGUGGGUAGAAGAGAAUGUUCCUUCUUCUGUAACAGAUGUAGCACUUCCAGCCCUUCUGGAUUCAGAUGAGGAACGAAUGAUCACACACUUUGAACGGUCCAAAAUGGAGUAAAGAAUGGGAAGAUUUGCAGUUGAAGAUGGCUAGUAUCAAGGAAGAGAUUGGCUUCUAUAAGUGUCUUCUACAGUGUUCCUCAGGAUUAAAGGAGACAGUGACAUUCUGAUCUGUUUCUUGAUCUUUGUAUAUUGGAGCCAGUGAGAGGUGUCAGAACAAGUUGAAUAUCUUACUGAAACCAUGCUCAUAGGAUAAGAAAAACCUACAAGCUUCUUAUUUACAACAUUGAUGCCCUUUCCCUCCCAAACUCUGACAUGGAUGCUUAUACAACAUAUGUGUCGUUCCUCAA